Molecule: messenger RNA, 2888 nt
Organism: Vavraia culicis subsp. floridensis
Lineage: Eukaryota; Fungi; Microsporidia; Pleistophoridae
Exons: 1
Coding region: 17-2578 (853 amino acids)
Biological process (GO): cellular response to heat
Cellular component (GO): cytoplasm
Molecular function (GO): ATP hydrolysis activity; ATP binding
Source: RefSeq, a predicted model, not a curated record
AAAUUGCUGCACUCCCAUGUCUACCAAUUUUACAUCCACGGCACAGAAGGCCUUGGAAAAAACGUUUAGCACAGCAAAGAAAUACAAAAAUUACCAAAUUGAACCGGAACAUUUGUUACUCGCUCUGAUGGAGUUGGACAUACCGGUUGUGGAAAAAAAUUUGACGAGGGAAGAGAAGAGCAAGAUGAAAAACGAGUUGAUUCGGAGAAUUGGCGCAUUGGCUAGGGGCAACGAGGAUACAAUGCCCAACCCAAGCCACAAGUUCACGAAUUUGCUGCAGGAUGCACAGGCGAACAAGCAGGAGGUGAGUGAGGUGGAUCUCCUAGGUGCCACGAUAAAAUACGUCCAGAUAGAUGGCACCGGUAAGCUUGAGACGGUUGUUAGGGGGGUAAGAGAGAGCAAAACACCUACUUUGGACUCAGUUGCGCUGGAGAUGGUACACGAGGCGCGCACCACGUCGAUGGAUCCGGUGAUUGGACGUGUAAAGGAAAUACGAUCCAUAAUUGAAAUAUUGGCAAAGAAGAAGAAAAGCAAUCCGAUGCUUGUAGGACCGGCCGGUGUGGGUAAGACCGCUAUUGUGUGCGGGCUUGCGCAGCUCAUAUCGAAGAACGAGGCACCCGGUCUCACGAACUAUCGCAUCUAUAACCUAGAUGUGGGCAGUAUGGUGGCAAAUACGGGGGUGCGUGGCGAAUUUGAGGAACGCGUGCGCAAGGUGGUCAAGGAGGCCGAGGAGUGCCCGAACAUAAUCUUGUUCAUCGAUGAGAUACAUACUGUGAUCAGUGCAGGCUCAACUUCUGGGUCGCUUGACUUCAGUAACAUCCUCAAGCCAAGCUUGGCAGCAGGGAAGAUAAAAAUUAUCGGCGCCACUACACAUGAUGAGUACAGGAAAUAUAUGGAAACUGAUGCUGCGUUCUGUAGGCGAUUUGUUAAGGUAACGAUCAACGAGCCGUCGAUUGAGGAUAGCAUCACAAUGCUGCGUGGCCUACGGAACAAAAUGGAGCUGCAUCAUGGUAUAAAGAUCGAAGAUAGUGCGAUUGUGUUUUCGGUGAAGAUGGCCAAGAAAUACAUUUCGAACAGGCGGUUGCCCGAUAUUGCGAUCGAUCUUGUGGAUACAGCAUGUGCAAGCGCCACGAUCGAGCUGGAGAGUGAGCCACAGGAGAUUUUAAACAUGAAAAACCGAAUUUGGUCGCUCGAACUGGAGAGGGCAGCUAUCGAGCGCGACUAUAAGAUAAAGCGUGAUGCCAGUGAAAAGGACGAAAGGGAUAGUGCUGCCAGGACUGACGAGGAUAGGAUGAAGAGCUACAGCAAAGAAACAAAGGAGAGACUGAACGAGGUGAUGGCGAAGAUCGAGGAAGCUAGAAGGAGCUUAGUGCCCCUUGAGGAAACAUAUGAAAAGGAGAGGGCGUCGGUCUCUGAAGCAAAGGCGCUCAAGACCAAGAUUGACCAGAUUUACAGCAAAAUUGAGGAAGCGCGACGGAGAAACGAUACGUAUCAGGUGCUAGAUCUGCAGACAGAGGUGCUGCCUGUCAUUGAAAGAAAGCUAAAGGAGAUUGAGGGCUCAAUCCUCAUUACAUCGGCGCACAUAGCAACCGUAAUUAGCAGAUGGACAGGCAUUCCGGUAAGGAGGCUCACGUUGAAAGAAAAUGAGCGGUUGCUUGGUAUGGCAGACAGAAUAAAGCACCAUGUGUUUGGACAAGACACAGCCGUUGACCGAGUGGUCCAGUGCAUUCUCAGGAACCGUGUGGGGCUGAGUGAGUCAGACAGGCCUAUCGGUGCAUUUCUGUUUCUUGGACCAUCAGGCGUAGGAAAGACUGAGCUGGCCAAAGCGAUCGCGUUCGAGCUGUUUGACGAUGCGAAGAGCAUGGUGGUCCUCGACAUGUCGGACUAUGCGAAUGAGAUAAGCAUAACGAAGCUGCUGGGCGUGAGCGCUGGGUAUGUGGGAUACGCCGAAGGCGGUGCGCUCACCGAGCCGGUAAAAGAGAAGCCGUACAAUGUGGUUCUCUUCGACGAGCUUGAUCUGGCACACCCCAAGGUGGUGAACGUGCUGUAUCAGCUGCUGGACGAGGGUCGGGUAACCGAUGGAAAGCGAAACGUGAUUGAUUUUACGAACACGGUUAUCGUCAUGACGAGCAAUCUUGGGUACGAGAAGAUUCUUACAGGGGUGUACGACACGGAUGAAAUCGAGAGAGGGUUGAACGAGCGGUUUGGUCCUGCACUGAUUAACAGGAUAGAUGGCAUUUGCUACUUCAAUGCGCUAUCAAUGGUUGAUCUGCGUUCCAUCCUUGACUACAAGUUGGCAACACUCAACAAGGAACUGAACGAGAAGAAAAUCUACCUGUACCUGAGCAAUGCGGUCAAGCAAGAUGUUAUCAACAGGAACUAUAAGCCUGUUUACGGUGCGCGCCCGCUCAAGCGAGCACUUAGGAGCACCUUUAUGGAUGCUAUUGCCCAUAUCAUGCUCACGAAUAGCAAGAUGAUUGAGAGGGCUGAAAAGGUGCUGAUCAACAGCUUUACGCAGGAUGAGGGACUUGAAGGGCUGCAGAUAGGUGAUUACGUGUACGUGGUGCAAUACGAGUAAAGUGUUUGUUUCAAUCUGCUGUGCCGUUUUCAUCUGUUGAUGGAGCAGGCAGUCUUUUCCUACAAACACGGACAGGUAUCGGCCGAAGGUGGCAGUGCUUGCUCCUAGUUUUAUUACCUUAAAAGAUUGUCCUCCUACACCAGUACUGAAUUUGUCCUCUUUAGGCAGCACCUUUACACAUUUUUAUGGAGAUGAAAAUUGACUUUUUUGUGAAACGGUGUUGUGAGAGGUAACAGAAAUAUUGGGUAAAUUUGGUGUGCUGUUCAGGUUUUGUAAUAUGGAGAGAUAAAUAAAAGUACUUUUAGCGAAA